ACCGCGUGGCUAGGGAAGACGGAUGUAAACAAAGACUGUGUCCCGAUCAAAAACCUGCAAAUCCGGACGUUAUGCCGAUUUUGACAGACAUAUUUUAAAAUGUUUCUCCAUCAAGCCGACAUCGUGGACUUUCACUGUCCAUAAUUCCAGAGGCACGUGAUCAAGCUAGCAGCUGCACGGGAACAAGUCUCCUUUUAAAGCCACCGUUACCUCCACAUUGCAACUGGUUUGAAACAACAGCAAAAAUGAAGUUUCUGAAACUCUUUGGACGUGCUAAAUCUGUGGUUAUUGGAAUGAUUCAUGUUCAAGCCUUGCCAGGCACACCUUUAGGAAGCAUGGCCAUUCCUCAAAUUAUUGAGGAGGCAUGCCAUGAGGCAGAAAUCUAUCACAAUGCGGGAAUUGAUGGGCUGAUCAUUGAGAACAUGCAUGACAUUCCAUACACAUUCUCAGUUGGACCAGAGGUGUGUGCCUCUAUGACCGUGGUGUGUGCAGCUGUGAGGGGGAUCUGUCCGUCUCUGCCUCUUGGAGUUCAGAUCCUGUCUGCAGCAAACAGCUCAGCUGUUGCUGUUGCACUGGCUUCAGGUAUGGAUUUUAUCAGGGCAGAGGGAUAUGUCUUCUCGCAUGUUGCUGAUGAAGGCCUUUUGAAUGGAUGUGCCGGAGACCUUUUGCGAUACCGCAAGCAAAUACAGGCUGAACAUGUGCAGAUUUUCACUGAUAUAAAAAAGAAGCACAGCUCCCAUGCCCUGACUUCAGAUGUGAGCAUAGUGGAGACGGCCAGAGCAGCCGAGUUUUUCCUCUCUGACGGGCUCAUCAUCACUGGAACAGCCACAGGGGUUCAGGCAGAUCCAGUGGAGCUCAGAGAUGUUGCAGGGUCAGUAAGACUCCCAGUUCUUAUUGGCUCAGGAGUGACCCAUGACAACGUGGAACACUACCUUGAUGCUAGUGCAAUGAUAAUUGGCUCUCAUUUCAAGAGGGGAGGAGUUUGGGCAAAUGCUGUUGAUCCAGAAAGCGUUAAGAAGUUCAUGGGGAAGGUGCGUUUGCUUCGGAAAUGAAAUCCACCAAUUUGCUGCUAAAAUAAUUUAAUGCAGAACAAUGACAUUUGGUGGUAAUAAUACAUGUAAUUACUGAAGUUAUGUCUCAUGCUAUUUAAUAAAACACAAAUAAUACCUACACAAAA
Messenger RNA from Salmo salar (Atlantic salmon), 1177 nucleotides. RefSeq lists its product as uncharacterized. The record is from RefSeq and is a predicted model, not a curated record. Lineage: Eukaryota; Metazoa; Chordata; Actinopteri; Salmoniformes; Salmonidae.